AUGUUUCUAUUUUCAUUAACAAUGGCAUAUGUAGCCAAAUCACUAUCAGGAACUUACAUGAAUUCUAUGCUCACACAAAUAGAGAGACAAUUUGAUAUCUCCACAUCUGUAGUUGGAUUGAUCAAUGGGAGCUUUGAGAUUGGAAACCUUUUGUUGAUUAUAUUCAUGAGUUAUUUCGGAACAAAACGGCACAGGCCUCUCAUGAUUGGUGUCGGAUGUGUGGUUAUGGGCCUAGGGUGUUUCUUAAUGUCACUACCUCAUUUCCUGAUGGGCCGAUAUGAAUAUGAGAAAACAAUUAAACCUGCAAGCAACUUGUCCUCAAACAGCUUCUUGUGUUCAGGAAACAGAACCCAGACUUUAAUGCCAACGCAUGACCCAAAAGAGUGCAUAAAAGAAAUUAAAUCCUCAAUGUGGGUAUACGUAAUGGUAGGAAAUGUUAUCCGUGGAACUGGUGAAACUCCUAUCAUGCCAUUGGGUAUUUCCUACAUAGAAGAUUUUGCCAAAUCAGAAAACUCCCCUUUAUACAUUGGGAUUUUAAAAAUUGGAGUGGUCAUUGGUCCCUUGAUUGGACUUAUGUUGGCAACCUUCUGUGCAAAUAUUUAUGUGGACUCUUGGUCUGUGAAUACAGAUGACCUGACCAUAACGCCCACUGACACACGCUGGGUCGGUGCUUGGUGGGUCGGCUUUUUGAUCUGUGCUGGAGUGAAUGUCCUGACCAGCAUCCCCUUUUUCUUUUUUCCCAAAACACUCCCAAAGGAAGGACAAGAGGAUAAUGUGGAUGUGACUAAAAGUGACAAAGAAGUGAAACACCGAGGAAAAGCCAAGGAGGAAAAACAUGGAAUCACUAAAGAUUUCUUGCCAUUCAUGAAGAGCCUCUUCUGCAAUUCGAUUUACAUGCUUUUCAUCCUCCUAAGUGUGCUCCACCUCAACGCAAUUGUCAUUAUUGUUACCUUCAUGCCUAAAUACCUGGAACAGCAGUAUGGAAAAUCUACUGCAGAGAUUGUCUUUCUCAUAGGUCUUUAUACCUUACCUCCAAUAUUUGUUGGAUAUGUAAUUGGUGGCCUGAUUAUGAAGAAGUUCAAGACUUCUAUGAAGAAAGCGGCAUACAUAGCUUUCUGCCUAUCCCUGACUGAAUUCCUUCUAUCUUUCUUCUACUUCUUAAUGACCUGUGAUAAUUUUCCAGUUGCUGGUUUAACUACCUCUUAUGAUGGAAUCCAGCAGCCUUUGUAUGUGGAGAAUAUAGUCCUUGAUGACUGCAACACAAGGUGUAACUGCUUAACUAAAACAUGGGACCCAGUGUGUGGAGACAAUGGCCUAGCAUACAUGUCAGCCUGCCUUGCAGGCUGUGAGAAGUCUGUUGGAACAGGAAUCAACAUGGUGUUUCAAAACUGCAGCUGCAUUGGGUCUUCAGGAAACUCAUCUGCAGUCCUUGGGCUGUGUAAAAAAGGCCCUGACUGUACUAUCAAGCUGCAGUACUUUUUCAUAUUGGUACUAAUUACCAGUCUCAUCUACUCCCUAGCAGUCAUUCCUGGGUAUAUGGUUUUACUGAGGAACAUUUACAUUGGCGUGCCUGCAGCACUAAGAGGAUUGAGCUAUCUCCCAGCGUUCUUCAUUCUAAAACUCAUGAGGAAGCGCCAACUUCCUGGGGAAACUGACUCUUCAGAAACUGAACUUGCAGAGACAAAGCUCACAGAGAAGAAAACUGAGUGUGUGGAUGUGCACAGAAGUCCCGAGGUUGAGAAUGACAGAGAACUGAAAACUAAGCUGUAA
This is a messenger RNA of Peromyscus maniculatus bairdii (prairie deer mouse), 1770 nucleotides long. NCBI's taxonomy places the organism in Eukaryota, Metazoa, Chordata, Mammalia, Rodentia, Cricetidae. The record is from RefSeq and is a predicted model, not a curated record.